Messenger RNA from Fomitopsis serialis, 1313 nucleotides. Its product is annotated as beta-lactamase-like protein. The transcript is spliced from 3 exons. The record is from RefSeq and is a predicted model, not a curated record. NCBI's taxonomy places the organism in Eukaryota, Fungi, Basidiomycota, Agaricomycetes, Polyporales, Fomitopsidaceae. The coding region runs from base 215 to 1102 and encodes 295 amino acids.
ACGAGUGCCUUCUGUCCGUAAAAUACUUGUCUAGCUUAAGGUCCCCGAUUUGUACACUACACUGGGCUGGAUGCCUUCAACUGCAUCGUAUCUUCGAGCGUGUGUUGGCGCGAAUGGGUCAGCAAGGUUAUCAUCUCGCAACGUGGGGCCUUCCUACCGCUGAUCGUUGACGAACAACGACACAGUACAACCAGCUCAGUGGUUCGAUUCCGCCAUGAGUCUGCCGCCUCCAGGAGAGAACCAGACAUACUGCACAGUUUCUGUGCUCGAGGCGGGCUUUGUCGAUGUGCCGAUGGCACAAAUUGUCGAUACCGCACCUGCGGACGAGAUGUCCCGCUUUCCUUGCCUCGCCUUCCUCCUGAAGCACUCCUCGCGGCCCGACACAUUCGUUUUUGACCUGGGCACCCGCAAGGACUGGGAGACGGCCUUGGCGCCAUCGCUCGUCGCAAUGGUCAAGAAGUGGUACGCCGUGGAGGUCCCCCAGGACGUAGUCGACUCCCUGAAGAAGGGCGGCCUCGAGCCGGCGGACGUGACGCACGCCUGCGUCUCCCACGUCCACUUCGACCACCAAGGCGACCCGCGCGUCUUCACGAGCGCGACCAUAAUCGCCGGGGCGGGCAGUCGCGCCCUCCUGACGCCGGGCUACCCCGCCGACCCCAACGCGCACUUCCACAGCGACCUCUUCCCCGAACGCCGUACGCGGUACGUUUCCCCGGACGAUCCAGAGAUGGUGUCGAUCGGCCCGUUCGCGAAGGCGCUCGAUUACUACGGCGACGGCAGCCUCUACAUCGUCGACGCGCCCGGACACAUCCCCGGCCACCUCUCCCUCCUGGCGCGUACGUCGCCGGACGGCGCGUGGGUCUUUCUCGCCGCAGACGCUGCCCACGACUGGCGGCUCCUCACCGGCGAGGCGGGCGUUGCAGAUAGCGCGCAUUUUGGCUGCGCGCAUAGGGACAAGGCGACGGCUACGAAGACGAUCGCACAAAUCAGAGCCCUUGCGGAGCUGCCGAGGGUGAGGGUAAUGCUGUCGCACGACGUACCGUGGUAUGACAAGAACAAAGGCGGAGGUGCAUUCUGGCCUGGUAGCUUGGAGUCGUUCUGAACGCCUGGAUGAGAAGGACUACUUUGCGGCCUAUGAUAUCAGGGACUGCGAUGUAUGAUAAAGGCGAUAUAACAUGCCUCGCUAGUGGUUUCUAGCGUGGAGAAACCGCUUGUGAUUGUAGGUAGUACUACAUGGGCGGAGAUUGUUGUCCAUGUUGUCAAGAAUCAGAUUCCGAGUGUCCGCAACUCGAAGCACUACCUAUUAGAUGAGC